GGAGUGGAAGAGAUUCAGAAGCACGACGAAUGGCAGUGCGGAAUACUGGUAUUCUUCUCGGAGCUUCUCUGCUUUCAUCGCCUGUGGCUGGCCGCAAAGACGACCGCGUCAGUGUGAUGCUGAAAGUUACCGACCUCCCCGUUUAUGAGGAACAAGCGCCUGUUAGCCAGCAGGCCUAUUUCGUGGAGCCCACUCCUCCUUCCUUCCUAGAGCAGCAGAUAAGCCAAGUCAGACAAGCCGUUGCUUCCGUACUUCCUGAGGGAUCAGAGAAAGUGAGAGAGCGGGUGUCCGACAUAUACGCAACUGGUAAAGCGCAUAGUCAAAGUACUUUAGAUAUGUUACGGGAUGACGCCAGGGUUCUGCCUCGUGCCCUGGCUAUUUCGGCCGGAGGCCUUAUUGGUUUCCUGGCAGCUUACAGGCGUGGAGUUUUUCGCAAGUUGCUGUAUACCGGAAUCGGACUGGGCGCGGCUGCCGCAGUCUGCUAUCCCAAAGCUAGUCGGGAAUUGGCCAGCGCUGCUUACUACCAGACGAAGGAUGUUCUAAAAAAAUUUGAAAAGCCGAAGCCAGUCAAUUGAAAAACUUGGACAUCAAAAGCGCUAGCUGCAAAACGAAAGGCGACGUUAUACAGCAGUAGCGAACACAACCUUCUCUGAUGUUACUGACCCAUUGUGGCAUCUGCUAUAGCGUCAAGUUAUUUAUUUAAAGAAUUGUACCUAGGGACUGCAUGAUAUGAUUUUGGCCGGACGUUUGUCAGUGCUGCAGUUGGUUUUACCAUAGAGUUUUACUGUCUACUGUGUAUCUUUAUGUUGCAUUAUUAAAGCGUCCUCAUAAUAUGUAUUACAGCACUAGCGGGUGCAUGACGAUUAAUAAUAAUUUAUCUUUGCAGAAGAAACUUUGGUGCAUUAUAAUGUUAAACUUCAGAUCUCGUGAUUUGCUUGUAAUCUUUCUUAACGAUUGCCGGGUGUUAGUGGCGA
This is a messenger RNA of Paramacrobiotus metropolitanus, 974 nucleotides long. Its product is annotated as MICOS complex subunit MIC27-like. The record is from RefSeq and is a predicted model, not a curated record. The transcript has 7 exons. Gene Ontology annotation, cellular component: MICOS complex. Bases 30 to 575 code for a protein of 181 amino acids. Gene Ontology annotation, biological process: cristae formation. NCBI's taxonomy places the organism in Eukaryota, Metazoa, Tardigrada, Eutardigrada, Parachela, Macrobiotidae.